Molecule: messenger RNA, 231 nt
Organism: Puccinia graminis f. sp. tritici CRL 75-36-700-3
Lineage: Eukaryota; Fungi; Basidiomycota; Pucciniomycetes; Pucciniales; Pucciniaceae
Exons: 2
Coding region: 1-231 (76 amino acids)
Source: RefSeq, a predicted model, not a curated record
AUGGUCUGGCGAGCCAAGGAAGUUCGACAUUGCACCUUGUACUCGGCAAAUAAUUCGGCCUACGACCAAAUUGGGAUGUCACUCCAAAUCAACAAAAAGACGGCAAAAACAGCCCACGACAUAAAAUCAGGCAGCAUUUACGAAAGACCCGCCUUCAAAGAUGUGCUGAAAGACAAACUUUAUAUUGUCGUAAGAGUGUUAUACAGCGAGCAACUACCCAGGGGCCUCUAA